Molecule: messenger RNA, 1729 nt
Organism: Anastrepha ludens (Mexican fruit fly)
Lineage: Eukaryota; Metazoa; Arthropoda; Insecta; Diptera; Tephritidae
Exons: 3
Coding region: 304-963 (219 amino acids)
Source: RefSeq, a predicted model, not a curated record
GCGAUCAGUUGGUAAAAGUGUUGCGUUGCGUAUGGUUUAAGCUGAAACUACCGCAGUGAUUUCAAAUUGAAAAAUAUAACUGCAUAAUCUGCUACAAAUAAUCCUAAAGGAACUGUGCAAUAAAGAAAAACAGAGGCUUACGAAAAAACAAAACUCACAAAAGUAUAUUGCAGCUGUGAAUUGAAUACAACAACAACAGAAGUCAGUCCGUUCCAGGUUUCAGCAACAGAAGAACGACUUUGAGAGGAAAAAAUAAAUAAAAAAAUAUAAGAAAUUAGAAUAAAAAUACAUACACUACGAAAGAUGUCGCUGUUGCGCACUGUGUUGCUGCUGGCGUUUGGUGCCACUGUCGCCUUGGCUCAACGUCGCCUAGCGUUGCCGGAUCCACGCAGCUGUGCCAAUCGUGUUCGCCAUGCCACUUACCGCGAUGCGCGUGGUGUCGCCCAUUCGUACUUCUUCAGCUGGGAGCAUGCGCCGACACGUAGUCUCGAAGUCGAUUGGUUGGAUGCGCGCAACAUUUGCCGUCGCCAUUGCAUGGAUGCCGUCUCACUGGAAACACCUCAGGAGAAUGAAUUCAUCAAGCAGCGCAUAGCACGUGGCAAUGUGCGCUACAUCUGGACAUCGGGACGUAAGUGCAACUUCGCUGGCUGUGAUCGUCCCGACUUACAGCCACCAAAUGAGAAUGGCUGGUUCUGGUCGGGAUCGGGUGCCAAAAUCGGACCCACCUCUCAGCGCAACACCGGCGACUGGUCGCACACUGGCGGCUACAAUCAACCACAACCGGACAACCGUGAAGCCGCACAGGGUAACGAUGAAUCGUGUUUGUCGAUUUUGAACAACUUCUACAAUGACGGACUCAAGUGGCACGAUGUGGCCUGCCAUCACUUGAAGCCAUUCGUGUGCGAGGACUCCGACGAGUUGUUGAACUUUGUGCGCUCGCGCAAUGCUGGAAUUCGUCUGUAAAUGAACACUGCAUAGGAACAUUUGUAUAUGUGUUGUUUUUGUUUUUUGGUUUUUUUGUUUUGGACUUUGUAACGACGUAACGGAUGUGAAUGCAUACGCGGCGAGGUACGCUUGGAAUGUGGAAUGUGGAUUGUGGCAUGUGGAGUGUAAAAUCUGAAACGUAUUUGUUGAUGUUUUAUUUUUAUUUGUAAAGUUUUUGUUCACAACUUAAAAAGUUUUCUAAUUGGCAAGAAAUUUCUUAAGUUUGAGCAGAAUUAUGUUUUAGCUUAAGUGAAGUUUAAAAUUAAUUUAUGUUUAAUAAAAUAAAAUCGAGAAAAUGUGAAAAUGAUAUCAGCCAAACGAGUUGCAUUAUUCGAGUGACUUAAAUAUUUUCGAAUUAAAUUAUAAUUUUCGAUUUGUUGAAAUUCGUUGCAAGUCUGCUCUCUGCUAAAAUUCUUUCUCAAAUAAAAUAUACUUAGAAAAAUUUUAUUUUGGUUUAAGCUUUUGCAUGUAACCGUUACUUACUCUGUACACCCCAAAUUGGCUAACGAGUUCACGCCUGUAUGCAUAUAAUCACUUUUAUAUCAUAUAUAAAAAGUUUUCCUGAUCUAUUGAAUUGUUUCGUCUCGACCGACUUUCCGUUCACUGAGGGUAACGCAUUUAACUAAUUUUAAUAACAAAUCCGAAAAUGAAGUAAAAAAAUUUACACUUAAGUUUAUGAUAUAAUUGAAUUAUAUGAGUAUUUAAAAAUGUAUAGAAAAUUGGAAAUAAAUUUCUGCAUUAGUAA